Mollisia scopiformis is the source of this 1914-nucleotide messenger RNA. RefSeq lists its product as uncharacterized. The record is from RefSeq and is a predicted model, not a curated record. NCBI's taxonomy places the organism in Eukaryota, Fungi, Ascomycota, Leotiomycetes, Helotiales, Mollisiaceae. Gene Ontology annotation, biological process: DNA-templated transcription; positive regulation of transcription by RNA polymerase II. Bases 1 to 1914 code for a protein of 637 amino acids. The transcript is spliced from 4 exons. Gene Ontology annotation, molecular function: zinc ion binding; DNA-binding transcription factor activity, RNA polymerase II-specific; sequence-specific DNA binding.
AUGUCCCAUUCGCCCCGGAAGCAGACUUCAUCGUCGUAUCGUCGACAGUCAAAAGUAUGUGCACGCUGCAAGAAACGGAAGACAAAAUGCGAUCUCAAUUUUCCAGCUUGCACUCCCUGUAAGAAAGCUGGCUUAAGAUGUCAAGGUUACAGCUCUUCCGGGAACGAAGAGGUGCCACGAAGUCUAGUUAGGUCAUUAGAAGACCAAAUCGCCAGGCUAGAAUCUCAAGUCGAAAAGAUCAACCAGUCGCCUAAGAAUUUGCCAAUAUUAUUCGGCACAAAAAUCGCUAGAGCUUCCCUGUCUGCCAUAGUUACCUCGCCAAGGCCCUUCUUCCACACCACUUUCUCAUCUACCUUGUUUCUACACCCAUCGUGCCCGCCGUUACCUGUAGCAAGGACCAAGAACCCGCAAUCCCGCGCGAAACCGAGCUCUAUACCUGCACCGCCAAGAUCUCAAACUUCGCCAACUAAUCUAAGCACCGUUCCCUAUGCGGCCAUAGAUCAAAUGGUUCGAAACUACACCAACAUUCAUUUGCCGCAAUACCCAUGUGUCUCCGAGUCCUGGCUCCACGAAAUCCUAGCUCGUGUCUUAAAGGAACGGUCUGGAGAUACAGACUAUGUCCUGAUAUACGGGAUUCCACCGGAAUCCCAACUCACCCAUUUCGAAUACUUUGUCGUCUUCAUCAUACUUGCUAUAUCGUCACUGACUCUCACAUGGCGUGCCGAGUCUCAAGCAAUGGCAGCAUCUGAUUCGUUCUUCGAGUCCGCUCUUAAACACUUGAAUUUGAUGAAAGAAGUGGACGAGAUCCAGACACUUCAGAUAUCACUCUUGCUUGCCCAUUACGCUCAUAUGAAUCCAGAGAGAGUCGACAAUUGGAUCUGUAUAUCCAAUGCUUGCAGAGUCGUGCUUGAUAUGGGACUAUAUAGAUCACCUACGGCAACUUUUACUCAUGCUCAAGCUCAGUUGAGGAGGCAAUUAUUCUGGGUCACGUAUGGAAUGGAGAGAUCUCUUUGCGGCAUACUGAGACUACCACUUUCUUUCCCCGAAGAAUCGAUCACUGUAGAGCUUGAUUCGACACAUUACGAUAAUGUCACAGACGAAGUCCUCAAAGAAUCUUCAGCCAAUCACAUAUACCUAUAUCGCGGCUUGGAAACGGAAGUCCAUCGAGUCCUUCACCUACAACAAGAAGUCACGCAGCUCCAGCAGCGCACGAUAGACCAAUGGAUGAUAGAUAUCAACACUCGUCUCGAAUCCUGGUGUCAAAAAGCCCAAGGAUUCUCCGUCCAUCAAAUGCUGGAAUUCAGAGACGUGCAAUACGCUCACUUGAAAGCAAAACUCCACAGACCCACCCCUCGCUUGAGAAUCCGCACGGCGGAAGAUCGCCAAAUAUGUCUUGAGGCUUGCCAAAUACUGGUAGACGACUAUCAAAAACAAGUCAAGCAUCGACGACUUUUCUAUCCUUGGCAUGGUGUUCAUAUUCUGUUCGAAGCAGCUGUCAUUAUGCUCGAUGCCUGUUGGGAAUCGAGAGACUGGUCACCCCUUCGACAACCAGCACGAUUCGCGCUCUCUGUCACACUUCCAGAUUGCUUGUCUCUGCUUGCCAAAGUGGGAGAGCGUUGGCACGAAGCAGCGCUGUGUGCAGAUUAUCUUCGUCCCGUUGUUGAGGAAGUGGGGAAGGCCUUCCACGACCGAAUCAUGAAUGAUGCAGCCUUGAACGCCGAGAAGGAAGGUCACACAACAGGAAAAUUGCGCCAACUGCUGUUUCCGGACGGGCCUCUGGCGUGGAAUGCGAGGACGUCCGAGUUCUCAUCGGGUGAGUUUCUGGCGGGAGACCUGAAUCAUUCGGGGUUACCGCCGUUACCGGAUCUUCCAGAUCUACAAUGGGAUGGGAACUGGGACCUGGGACCUGGAUGA